Platichthys flesus (European flounder) is the source of this 4279-nucleotide messenger RNA. RefSeq names its product mitochondrial adenyl nucleotide antiporter SLC25A23-like. The coding region runs from base 334 to 1809 and encodes 491 amino acids. The transcript is spliced from 10 exons. Gene Ontology annotation, molecular function: ATP transmembrane transporter activity; calcium ion binding. Lineage: Eukaryota; Metazoa; Chordata; Actinopteri; Pleuronectiformes; Pleuronectidae. Gene Ontology annotation, biological process: transmembrane transport. The record is from RefSeq and is a predicted model, not a curated record.
CAGACACAACCGGGCGGCUGGAGUGGAUAGACCGUGGAAGCGCGCACGCAGAUGUGUCAGUGCUGGUUUGACAGACUGCGGUAAAACCGCUAGGUCGGUCACGACUUUCGGAAACUAAUACAUCUGAGUGAGUGAGUGGAUUUGCGCGUGCCGGAGAUAAAUCCCACGCGAGCUGUUCUGAACCACAUCCAUCCAUCCACCCGGGACCUGCCCCGCUCUGCUCCCCCUUCCCCGUGUGGUGGUAGGCACCGGCCCGCUCUUCUCAGCGCUGACUCUGCUCGGCUGUGACACUACCGGCCGAUCAGCACCGAACACCGGCUCUCUUUCUUUCACAUGGGCGGAGACGAGGAGGGGUUCAGCGCCCGGAGAAACCGCGGAGGGAACGAGGAGAGCGGAGAGUGUGCAGCGUCCCUGGACCCGGACAGAGAGAGGAGAUAUGCGGAGCUGUUCGAGCAGCUGGACUUGAAUAAAGAUGGCAGAGUAGACAUCAGCGAACUGAGGACCGGACUGGCAGCUCGUGGUUUACACCGGGGAGAGGCAGACGAGGUGAGGAGACCAAUCGUCCUCGAGAGCGACAUCAACCAUGAUGGUCUGCUUGACUUCCAGGAGUUCUCUCAGUACCUGCGGGCUCACGAGAAAAGGCUCCAGCGCAUGUUUCACAGCCUUGACUGCAACAAUGAUGGACGGAUUGACGUGGGGGAGAUCCAGCAAUCUCUGCACAAACUUGGAGUUGAGGUCACCAAGCAGCAGGCAACCAGAAUACUGCAGAGUAUGGACAGGGAUGGGACUACGACCAUCGACUGGAAUGAUUGGCGAGAUCACUUUCUGUUUAACCCCUUCCACAACAUGGAGGAGAUUGUCCACCACUGGAAGCACUCCCAUAUGUUUGACAUUGGGGAACAUCUGACAGUGCCUGAUGAGUUCUCAGAGCGGGAGCGACGAUCAGGUCUAGUGUGGAGGCAGCUGGCGGCCGGAGCCAUGGCAGGGGCAGUGUCCCGGACAGGAACUGCUCCUCUGGAUCGCCUCAAAGUCUUCCUGCAGGUACACGGCUCUACGUCUCGAGGGAUUAAUCUGUGGUUUGGACUGAGGGGAAUGGUCAAAGAGGGAGGCGUCGUAUCACUCUGGAGGGGAAAUGGUAUCAAUGUCCUCAAGAUUGCCCCUGAAUCUGCCAUUAAGUUUAUGGCCUAUGAGCAGAUCAAGUGGGUGAUCCGGGGCAAUAGAGAGGGGGGCAGUUUGAGGGUACACGAGAGGUUCAUUGCUGGCUCUCUGGCAGGAGCUACCGCCCAGACAAUCAUCUACCCAUUGGAGGUGCUGAAGACUCGUCUUACAUUAAGGAAGACGGGACAAUACUCAGGUUUGGCCGAUUGUGCCAGAAAGAUCCUUAAGAAAGAGGGGGUCCGAGCUUUCUACAGGGGCUACCUGCCAAACACUCUGGGCAUCAUCCCCUAUGCUGGCAUUGACUUGGCUGUAUAUGAGACUUUGAAGAACGCCUGGCUCCAGAGAUACUGUGUAAAUUCAGCAGAUCCAGGAGUUUUGGUCCUGCUGGGCUGUGGCACCACCUCCAGCACUUGUGGUCAGCUGGCAUCCUAUCCUCUCGCUCUCAUCCGCACACGCAUGCAGGCGCAAGCCACUGCUGAGGGUAAACCCAAGCUGACGAUGGCGGGCCAGUUCAAGUACAUCAUAUCUCAUGAAGGUGUACAGGGCCUGUAUCGCGGCAUCACCCCCAACUUCCUCAAAGUCAUUCCUGCAGUCAGCAUCUCCUAUGUUGUGUAUGAGCACAUGAAGAAAGCCCUCGGGGUCGUUAACUAGACUGAGACACAAAUAAGCCACAUACAAGAAAAAAAGGACAGAAAUGGGAAAGACUCGUUACACAAGUGAGAAACAGAGCAGAGGUGAUGGUGCAGCUUCUCAGACUGAAGAUGAACUGGAGGAAAUUGGCUGGAAGCCUAGGAAAAGGAGAGGAGAAAGGAGGCAUUUUUCAGGUUGGGCUGGUUCUGCCAGAGUUUACACUGCACUUGCAGUUAACCCAUUCAGGUUCCAGCUAGGGUAACUUGCUGGUCAUCUGCCUAGAACAAAUUUCUUUGGGAAUAUGACUGAAAUUAAUGUUAGUCCUCUCUUUAACACUAUUUUACCACAUGUGUACAUACAAUGCAUUAACUUCGAGGAUAUUUUAAAUUUCAUCCUUGUCCAGUGCACACAGCUUAACAAUAGAGAAAUUUUAACAGACUGCGGCCUAAUAAAACGCUGGAUGUGACUUUCUUAGAUCUUUUAGUAAUGGGUUAUUUGUUAUUUCAGAUUAUUUUUUGCUGCCUCCGUUCAUAUCCAGCUGAGGUUGUUGGGCACAGGGAGAAGAGAUGCCGCUGUCAUGACAACAGCUAGUUGAGCUGAUGAUGGCUGAAGCUUUUUGUUAAAAUAAUUUAGUAAUAUUAACAACUUUAGCAAAACAAUGUGGGUCAGUGAACAUUGUUUUACACCCAGGUUGGGAUAAUAAAGAAGGCUCAUACAACCAAACCCAAACAUUGAGCAGUGAAUGACUAAGUCUCUUGUUUUCUUGGUCUUACAGUCUUUCUUAGUCUUUUGGAAAAUGCACUGUGGUAAGAUACUAAUCUGAUUUAGGUGCCUGAUGGAAUCCCUGUAUCUAACACGCAGACUUUUCUAGACAAACCUUUACUAUGCAGAAGAGAGUUGACAGUGUGUGUUUGAUCUGACGGUGCUGCUCGUAACCUCCUGUGUACAACCCUCAACAACCCAGUGGUGAUCAAACCUUGAUUAAACACCGGACUGUGUUGUGGCAUCAUUAGUCUGGCAUGAGUUUAGGUAUUUAAACAGCAAUAGACUUGUGUCUGGUAUAAGGGACUUAAUCAUGUCACUGUAAAAUUAUACAAACAUUUGUGGCUGAAAAGGCAUUCCUUGGAUCUAUUGUUGUGCAUAUGAUACCUUAAGUGUGACACCAUUAAGUGGUGUGCCUUAGGGCAUUCAAUAAAUUUGUUUUUUGAAUAUUCAUAUUUAAAAUAUGAAUAUCAAAUAAUAACUUUAAUUGAUUAAAGUUACCUCAGGUCACCAUGCGUCUUCCCAUGAAAGUACUAAUUACAAAUGUUGAACUCUGAUUAAUAAUUAAAUUUAAAACUAUAGCCGUGUUGCUGUCCUAAUACUUAAACACCUCAGGCUGCUGGGUAACCAUGACAUGAGGUAAAAAUAAGCAGCCUCUAGUUUCAUGGUUGUGUGGUGCAGAGGUGUAUGCACAGGCAGCAGUCAAGAGAGAACGGUUGUGUCAACAACAGUUACUAACUCCUCACAGUUUAACUGAAAUGUAUCUGGAUAAUGUGAGAUCUAUUUGACAAAAUAUCAUUGAUCUCUCUCAGCGUGUCGUUCAGCCUCAUCAGCGUUUGAAUAACUUAAGGUCCACUAAAUAGAUUUUUCUGCAGCGUUCAUGUGUAACAAGAAGUCAUAAUCAGCAGAUGUAGUUUGCUCAGUUGUCAUUGAGAUGGCACUGCUGACAUUUGAACUAAUAGGAUUUAUCAAUGUCUGCUCAAAGGUCGGGUCUGAAACUUCUUGAGAAUGGAAAUGGUUGUUUAAUGAAACAAUUCCAUCUUAAGGUCCACGACAAUGCAUUUUUUGAUUUUAACCAGAGAAGAAUACUUUUCUACUGAUAAAAAGGAGCUGGCACAUCCUGCUCGGUUACUGGCUAGAUCAAAUUGUUUACAACAACCAAACCAGAGGCCACAAGAGCUCUGUGUGAAUCACAUGUGUAUGUGCAGGCAGAUUCCAAACCAUAUGGUUUUCAGUAUAUUUAUAAACAUAUUAAGCUAUUUUCUGUAUCUUGUUCUCUGCACUGAAGCUUCAGCCAAAAACCUCAACCUUAGCUGCAAGUGUCGAAAUGUGAGGCUUGGCCUCAACUGCUAUUUUAUGAGAAAGAGGUAAAAAGGGGACUUGGUGUGUAACUGCGCAUGAUUUUUUAAAGCAUAUUUUGGUCUAACAUGAAUAUGAACUGCAUUAAAAGUAGUUGGUUGGUGAAGUUCUGAAGCAAUUGCAUGUAAAGGAGCCUUUACAUAGCAAGCAUUACAUAUAGUAUUUUAAAAGCAUGAGUGCAUGUUUCUAAGCCUUUUGUGAAAGUGUAGCUGCCUGACAAUGCCUUUCGUCUAUGGGAUAUUUUAACCAUCAAAAAGAAAAAAACUGCAGCAACAAGAGUUUACUAGUUUUGAUAAACGGUCUGUGUCAGUUGAAUAUAUAUGUGCAUUUUACAUGGCUUGAUGAUUGAAUUAAAUAUUUGACACUGGAC